AGGAAGGGCUGCAGUUGUUCACCAACAGAGUUCAGGCUGCCUUUGCUUCAUCAUCGAAAGGAAAAUCCCCAGAUAAAGCGUACGGCUUCCAGAGAGGCGGGAGAAAAUAAGCAGCUGUAAUUAUUUCGCCGGAGACUUAUUCAUCGUCAUGAUGCAAUCGAAAAGAUAGGACCGCUAUUGCAUUAGAGUGUUUUGUUUGCAUGAUUUUAAGUGUCAGAUAGACAGAGCGACACAAGGUCCAUGCAUUGUAAGUGCCUUUCUGAAGUCACUCGUACAAGAAACAAUUCGUCUGCUUUUUUUCAAAACGAUUUCUCUGCCAGCUCUUACCUCAGCUGCUUGAUGCAAAACUGACUCCUGCAUUUACAGAGCCUGAGGAAAAUAUUAGUUUGGGCAUGAAAACUGCUGAAUGUGUAGCUCUUUCCGUGUAAUCAAUGCCAACAAAGAGGACACAGAGGGCUAAAAUGUUGUUGAGGAAUGCCAUUGCAUGAAAAUAAAACUUGCUUAACAAAACGGUGUCAACAAAACCAUCGAGGGACUCACAUUUUCUACAGCCAGAAAUGCUACCGAGCAUGAAUAUUUUGCAGCCAAAAGUCUACAAGUGGCACAUAUUGAUUGAUGAUUGACAUGCUUGCUGAUAAAUAGUUGUCACAUUCAGCUUCGUGCGCAUUGGACUCUCUGAAGCAUUUAUUAUUACAUCAUUGCUGCUAGGAGCUAUUUACAUUGAAAGGGGUUUCCCUGAGUUGUUGGAAUUCAUAACUCGAGGUGAUUUCAUUAACAGCAACUCUCAAAAUCUAAAUCAAUUGUACAUCAUGGCUUUGAAUGUUGCUCCUGUAAGAGAUACAAAAUGGCUGACAUUAGAAGUGUGCAGGCAGUUUCAGAGAGGAACUUGUUCACGCUCGGAUGAGGAAUGUAAAUUUGCACAUCCACCCAAAAGCUGCCAGGUUGAAAAUGGAAGAGUUAUUGCCUGCUUCGAUUCUCUAAAGAGCCGUUGCACAAGGGAGAACUGCAAAUAUCUUCAUCCACCAACACAUUUGAAAACUCAGCUAGAAAUUAAUGGCAGGAACAACCUGAUCCAACAGAAAACUGCAGCAGCAAUGCUUGCACAGCAGAUGCAAUUUAUGUUUCCAGGAACGCCUCUUCAGCCAAUGCACUCAUUUCCUGUAGGGCCAACAAUAGGAUCCAACACAGCACUUAGCUUUGCACCGUAUUUAACACCCGUCACUCCUGGGGUUGGAUUAGUUCCUACUGAAAUUGUCCCCACGCAGCCUGUCAUUGUUUCUGGAAGCCCCCCUGUCUCAGUCCCUGGUUCAACCACGACACAGAAACUCCUCAGGACCGAUAAGCUAGAGGUUUGCAGGGAGUUCCAGCGAGGAAACUGUGCACGGGGCGAAACUGACUGCCGCUUUGCACAUCCUGCAGACAGCACAAUGAUUGAUACAAAUGACAACACCGUAACUGUUUGUAUGGAUUACAUAAAGGGGCGCUGCAUGAGGGAGAAAUGCAAAUAUUUUCACCCUCCUGCUCACUUGCAGGCCAAAAUCAAAGCCGCUCAGCACCAAGCCAACCAGGCUGCAGUGGCUGCUCAGGCAGCUGCUGCAGCUGCUACAGUGAUGACUCAGUCGACUGCCAAAGCAAUGAAGCGACCUCUCGAAGCAACUGUAGACCUGGCCUUUCCUCCUGGUGUUCUUCACACUUUACCAAAGAGGCAAGCACUUGAGAAAAGCAAUGGGGCCAGUGCUGUUUUUAAUCCCAGUUUCUUGCACUACCAACAGGCUCUUGCUAGUGCACAGUUGCAGCAACAUGCAGCAUUUAUUCCAACAGGGUCAGUUUUGUGCAUGACACCCGCUACCAGUAUUGUACCCAUGAUGCACAGCGCUACGUCCGCCACUGUCUCUGCAGCAACAACUCCUGCAACAAGUGUCCCCUUCGCCGCAACAGCCACAGCCAAUCAGAUAAUCCUGAAAUAGUCAACAGGAAUGGGAUGGAAUGUCAAGAGGCCUCGAUGAGGACAGCAAAGCAUUGUUACUGUACAUACUACCCUGUCUCUUCAAUAGAAUUGCCACAAACUGCAUGCUGAGUAAAGAGUUUGUUCGUCUGGACAAAUCACAAAAACACUAAAGAGCUAGUGCUGCUAUAUCAUAAAAUGAAUAUUAAAUAUGGUAUGCUUAGUAUAUUCCAAACUAAUCUAGUUAACUAUCUGAUGCCAGCUGUGAUGGUUCAAGACUUAAAAAAG
Molecule: messenger RNA, 2233 nt
Organism: Lacerta agilis (Sand lizard)
Lineage: Eukaryota; Metazoa; Chordata; Lepidosauria; Squamata; Lacertidae
Gene: MBNL2
Product: muscleblind like splicing regulator 2
Exons: 10
Coding region: 810-1967 (385 amino acids)
Molecular function (GO): metal ion binding
Source: RefSeq, a predicted model, not a curated record